Messenger RNA from Acanthochromis polyacanthus (spiny chromis), 2689 nucleotides. RefSeq names its product glycerol-3-phosphate acyltransferase 3 (gene gpat3). Gene Ontology annotation, cellular component: endoplasmic reticulum. The record is from RefSeq and is a predicted model, not a curated record. Bases 178 to 1494 code for a protein of 438 amino acids. The transcript has 13 exons. NCBI's taxonomy places the organism in Eukaryota, Metazoa, Chordata, Actinopteri, Pomacentridae. Gene Ontology annotation, biological process: triglyceride biosynthetic process. Gene Ontology annotation, molecular function: glycerol-3-phosphate O-acyltransferase activity.
GCUUCAGAAGCCGCCUGCCUCGACUCGUGUCCGGCCGCAGAGCAGCGCUGGUCCCGCUGGAGGUCCGGAGGUCCGUCCGGGAGUCUUUCCGGAGUCUGUCAGGUACCGCCGGUCCACCGGGACUGUGAGAGGAGCUUCUGCUGGUUCAGGGUGAUGAUCUGACCUGCAGCUGUCCAGAUGGAGGACCUGUGGAGCGUCGCUGCAGCUGUUUUCCAGCUGUGGAUGUUCGUGGUCGUCUUCCUCAUCAUGCUGCCCGCCAUGUUCGGCCUGUCUCUGGGCGUCACCGGCGUCUACAUCCAGGUCCUCGUCAAAAUCCUGGAGUGGGCGACGGUCCGGAUCCAGAGAGGACGACAGGAGCAGCCCAGCGUACCUGUACCGCUGCCCACAGGGAUCAUCGAGCGGGCCGGCGGCUCCAUGCAGGAGGUUCUGGGGCAGCAGUUUUCUCUGAGCGACGUCUUGUUCUUCUGUAAGAAAGGUCUGGAGAGCAUCGUGGAUGACCAGGUGACGCAGCGCUUCUCCUCCGAGGAACUGGCCUCCUGGAACCUGCUGACCAGAACCAACCAGAACUUCCGCUACAUCAGCCUCCGGCUCACCGUCAUCUGGGGCGUCGGCGUCUUCGUCCGCUACGGCGUCCUCUUCCCCUCAGGUCAGAUCCACUUCCUGUUCACUCUGGCCAUCAUCGGUCUGUCCUGGCUGGUCAUUGGAACCACGCUGGUUGGAUUUCUGCCUGACAGCAGUGUGAAGAACUGGCUGAGUGAACUGGUCCAUCUGACCUGCUACCGGAUCUGUGCCAGAGGACUGUCGGCCACCAUUCACUACCACAACAAGGAGAACCGGCCUCAGAAAGGAGGCAUCUGCGUGGCCAACCACACCACCCCCAUCGACGUGGUCAUCCUGGCCAACGACGGCUGCUACGCCAUGGUGGGGCAGGUUCAUGGAGGGCUGCUGGGCGUCAUCCAGAGGUCCAUGGUCCGGUCCUGUCCUCACGUCUGGUUUGAGAGGUCCGAGAUGAAGGACCGACACGCCGUCACCAGCAGACUCAGAGCUCAUGUUGCUGCUAAAACCAAACUUCCAAUUCUGAUCUUUCCUGAAGGAACCUGCAUCAACAACACGUCCGUCAUGAUGUUCAAGAAGGGAAGCUUUGAGAUCGGAGGGACCAUUUAUCCUGUCGCCAUCAAGUAUGAUCCUCGCUUUGGAGACGCCUUCUGGAACAGCAGCAAGUUCAACAUGGUCAGCUACCUGCUGAGGAUGAUGACCAGCUGGGCCAUCGUGGUCAACGUGUGGUACCUGCCGCCCAUGACCCUCCAGGAUGGAGAAGAUGCAGCUCAGUUCGCCAACAGAGUGAAAUCUGCCAUCGCUCAUCAGGGAGGACUGCUGGACCUGGCCUGGGACGGAGGCCUGAAGAGAGGGAAGGUGAAGGAUUCGUUCAAAGAGGAGCAGCAGAAGAUGUACAGCAGCCUCAUCAUGGGACAAAACGGGAUCGAUAACCUAUAAUCAAUCAUCUAUAAUGAUCUGUCCUGGAUCUGUCCUGUUCUUCUUCCUGUUUCUACCAGAUUAAAGCUGAUAAGUGCAGCAGCGGGUUUCCACCAGCAGGAGGCAGCAGGACUCCAUAAACCCGCUGCUCUUCUUCUUCUGCUUCAUUCACAGUCAAACUUUAUUUUCCUGCAGCUGCAGGAAUCAAGAAGCAGAACAUGAAUCUUUAACUUGAUUUCUCUCCAGGAUUCUUCAGGUCUGAAUGUUUUCUGUCGUCUUUAGUCUGAUUUUAGUAAAACAUCAGAUUAUUUUUAUACAUUUUCAGCUUUAAUUAAAUGUUUUUUCUCUCAUAAAUCUCAGAGAACAUCCAAAGUUUGUCUCUUUUUUUUUCUCAUAUUUUUGUCAGAGUUGUUCCUCUAAAUUUGUGGCCAAAACAGAGAAAAUAUCAAACUUUUUAGACUGAAAAUGUGACUUUAAUCCCAGAGAACUUCGAUUUUAUUUCCUCCUAUAAAACUGUGACUUUAAUCUCAGAAAAACUCAGAUUGUUUUUAUGUGAUUUUUUCAGUUUCAUUAAAAAAUCUAAAUUUCAAACUCAGAGAAUUUAUUUCUCAUAAAUGUGUGAGUUAAACAUCCAGAUUUUCUCCUACAUUCAGACAUUAUUCACAGAGAACUGAGGUUUAUUUUCUUAAUUAAUUUGUGGCUUUAAAAAACAAUCAAGUUUUUCUUCACUAAAUUGUUCUUUUCUUCUCAGAGAAUUUAGAUUUUAUUUCCUCUAUAAAACUGUGACUUUAACCUCAGAAAACAUCUGAUUGUUUUUAUGUCAAUUUCUCAGUUUAAUUUUUGAAAAUGUUUAUUUUUUUCCAUAAAUGUCCAACUUUAACCUCAGAGAAUUUCCUUUCUUGUAAAUUUGGGACUAAAAUCAAAAAUAGAAAUGCUCAAUUUCUCUCCUACAUUCUGACAUUUUUCAUUUUUAUUUUUCCAGUACAUUUGUGGCUUUAAAACAAAGUUUUUUUUUGUCUCCAAUCUCAGAGAACAUCUGAGUUUCUUCCGUUCCUCGUCUUCUUUUAAAGAUCAACAGUUUUUCUUUCAUUCCAGUAUUUUUCCUCCAGCUGGUGUCCAACCCGUGGCUCCAGGCCUUCUGAGGGCUGCAAACGCUGGAAAUAGUUUCACCUGUUUUCAGUUUGUAGAAGAAAAAUAAAAACAUCUGAAGAGCAAA